AUGUCGGAGGAGAAAAGUGCGACGAGUGCCGCCUCUGAGGCAAAGUAUAAUGCUUACGCUGAGGCGGCAGAUCCGGAACGCUACCGUAUCGCUGACGCUUUGCUUUUCACGUGCGCAGAGCACGGUAAGGCGUGCGUUCUGUGCGUCACAGCCGGCAAGAAUGGCCGCAACGGACGCACGGCUGCCGUUGGUGCCACGCUCUUCUGGUUGACUUGCCCGAAUCUGAACGCCAUCAUAGCGAGAUUUGAGGGUCACCGAUGUGUCCAGGCGGUGUCAGCGGCGAUGGCGCAGCUGCCGUGUCUCUGUGACUGGCACGUGCAGUCGCACGACGUGUACGCGAGUCGCGCCAAGGAGCUGCUCUCGCCAGCACAGUGGUGUUUUUUCGAGGCCCACUUUCUCUCCCACGAGCAGCCGUCCCUGCGCAAGUACGGCAAUGCCGCGGCGAGCCAUGCUGCGGACAUAAAGUGCCUGCACGCCCUCGUCGCCCAGACCUUGGCGGGUGUGGCGAACCCUGUUGGCUCGGUUGUCGUCAACUACAUCCUCCUGCAGCAUCAGCUCGUCCGUGAGGCGGCCGAAAUGAGAAAACCUGAGGAACAGGGAGUCGAAGAGAGGCGGCUCUCGAUGAAGGCUACGUUGGACAGCACGUGGUUGUUUUCGGAGUUCGCGACGGCUUUUGUGAGGGCAGCGUCGGAGCGACCUCGCGACGACUGGCAUGGUCUCCACAACGUGUACUUCGAAGUCCCGCUUCCUGAAGGAAACAUUUGGUGCAAAAGAGCCGUUCAAUACAUGUGGCGGGACGAUUCUCAGCUAGCGACCCUCUGCCCCGAUCUCUGCGUGCGGGCACUGACGGUGCUCGUUGCGUUAGAAGGCCACUCGCGGCGCCGACACAAGAAGCACCGCAUCAACUGA
Messenger RNA from Leishmania mexicana MHOM/GT/2001/U1103, 909 nucleotides. RefSeq lists its product as hypothetical. NCBI's taxonomy places the organism in Eukaryota, Euglenozoa, Kinetoplastea, Trypanosomatida, Trypanosomatidae. The transcript has a single exon. The coding region runs from base 1 to 909 and encodes 302 amino acids. The record is from RefSeq and is a predicted model, not a curated record.